Klebsormidium nitens is the source of this 2975-nucleotide messenger RNA. The record is from the annotation of a GenBank genome assembly. NCBI's taxonomy places the organism in Eukaryota, Viridiplantae, Streptophyta, Klebsormidiophyceae, Klebsormidiales, Klebsormidiaceae.
GUACAUCUACCGAGCAAUGCGGGACUCGGACCUUUCUGAGUUUCUCCUUCAAUCACGGGUGCUCUCUCCCUAUGAAGCUAUUUCUCCUCCAUUGUCAAAUCGUGAGAUUUUGCACCACUGUUGGCCGGCACUUCAGAGGGCUUCUGAUUAGCAGUGGCGCUGCAGUCGACUUGGUCCACAGUCAUCUCUACUGGCAUGCUCGUAUUGUUGUGGUCCCUGCUGAAGCUGGAUCUUUGACAGCUGCUGCUCUGGAGCGGAGAAGCCUCCGAAGAACGUCAAUUUUGAUAGAGUCAAAAUGUGGCAGGGCUUAACGGGGUUGCGAGAGAAUCUUGGGAAGGGGUUGCAGGAAUUUAAGAAGGAGGCUUUACGGGAGAGCUCGACAUUGAUUCGGGAGGUCAGCAAAGUGGGGCCGGCGCUGAUCAAGGAGAACGCCUUGGGCGACAGUAGCGAGCAAGAAAAUGAGAAGGAAGAGGUGGCACACUCUUCCAGCAUUCAAAAUAAAGCUGAAAAUGCGGAUGGUGAGGCUCUCGGGCCAGAUUCUGAAGGCUGGGACAAUGGCUGGGACGAAGGCGAGCACUCGGAGGAGGUGCCCCCAGAGAGGACUACGCACAACCCUCAAUCGGAAGACACCCACAAAGUGGCCAAUGAGUUUGCCGAGAACCAUGCCGGAGUGAAUGGAGUUGCAGAGGAAGGAAGCUUUGUGGAACUGGACAUCCAUGCCAGUCACACGGGUGCCCUGCAAGACAAUGAGGACGGCGAUGACGGCCAACAUUCCCUUGCCGAUGCCUCCUCCAGCAGGUCCGCCUCUACAACCCCAAAAGCUUUUGGAAUGUCCGACGAGCGCAGAGAUACGGAGCCACAAGAGGACCCUGAACUGGCGGGUGACUCUCCGAUGGCUGCGGCGAUCACCUCGAAACAGCUGGGAGAGGUCACGGGGCAGCGCGACCGGUUGGCGGAGCGUCUGGAUGUGAUGGAGGACGAGCUGGAGGCUGCAAAGGCGCAUCAGGCCAGCCUGGAGGCCGCGCUGCAGGCGGCUCGGAAAGAGGCGGCGGUGGCGGUCGAAGAGAGGAACGCGGCGGAGGCGAAGGCGACGCGGCAGGAGAUGGAGGCCGCGGCGGCGAGGAAGAAGCAAGAGGCACUGGAGGGGAAGGUGAAGGCGCUGGCGGGAGGGCUGGAGCAGCGGAUGCAGGGACUGAGGCAGGAGCUCGAGACGCGGACUUCGGAGCUGGUGGCCUCGCGAGCGGAGGUGGCGGAAGCGCGCAGCGCCUUUGACGAGGUGAAGGCCAUGUUGGAGGAGAGCAGCUCCGAGCGGGAGCGCCUGGGGGAGGAGCUGGCGCAGCUCAAGGGGCAAUGGCAGCAGGCCAAAGACGAAGCAGCCAAGUACAAGCACGAGGCGGAAGGUGCGAGGCGCGAGAUUGCAGAGAGCGUCGCUGAGCUGUCGGAGGUGCGGGCGGACCUGUGGGCCACGAAGGAGGCGGCCAAAGGGAAUGCUCUUGGGGAGGACGAGCGCGCCAGCUUGGAGGCCGCCCUCAAGGCUGUCUCCGCCUCUGCUCAGACGGCCGCCGCCGAAGCCGGGGCUUGGAAAGUGCGAGCAGAGACGGCAGAGGAGCAGGUGACCACGUUGCAAGCAUCGUUGGGCGCAGCGGAGGCUGCUGUGGCGGCUGGCGAGCAGCGGGUGCUCGAGGCGGAGAUGGCGGCGCAAGAGGCGGCACGCGCGGCCAACCAGGCGCAGCUGUCCAGCGCGGAGCUUAAGGAGCAGAGCGAACAGCGCUCGCGCAUCUUCCGGGCGGCGGUGAAAGCGGCAGUGGGCAAGAUACAGACGGAGUUGGAGCAUGAGCGGGAUGCAGCACUGGAGCGGGCCCAGCACCUGGAGCGGGACCUUAAGGACCAUGCCGCACGGCUCCAGGAGACGCAGGCUUCCUUGGAGGCCGUGUCUACGGAGCUCGCCUCCGAGCAACGCUCCGCAGAAGAGGCACGUGCCGCGGCCGCCAGCCGGGAGGAGCGGCUAGAGACGGUCCUGCGCAAGCUGAGCGAGGCGGAGGACGAGACGCGCGCGCAGCGAAGGCAGGCCGAAGCGGCCAGGGAGGUGGCCACGCAACUCACACAUAAGUUGUCGUCCGCGGAGGCAGAGUACGCAGAGAACCGCACAACUGCGCAGAUGGCAUCGCAGCAGCGCGACUGGGCGGAAGAACGGCUGGCCGCAGAGACAGCGCGGCUGAGCAAGCUGCUGGAGGAGAUCGAGAGGGAGAGGGACAACGUCAAGGCUGCUGCCGCGGAGGCGUCCUCCCGGUCCGCCGAGGAGGUCGCGUCGUCGCGCGCCCGGGUCGCGGAGCUGGAGGGCAAGCUGGCGGUGCUGGAGAGCCGCUCCGUCCGCGGCAGCGAGGAAGCGCGCCUGCGCGCCGAGCGGAACCGGAGCCCUGCUGCAACUAGCGCGGGGCGGGGAGGGGACAGCGGCCUGGAGGACCUGGGGCUGGAAGGGGUGCGCUGGAAGGCAACGGACGAUUGGGAGGCUCCGGGCGAGGCUCGGUCCCGCAAGCCCGGCAAGCGGGGGGCCGUCAAGGCGCCCGUGGAUGACUCGUGGUGGGGCCGAGAGGAGCACGAGGCAGGGUCGCGGGGCAGGAUCUCGAAGCGGACGGCCGUUGUGUUGCUCUACCUCUUCAUCCUGCACAUCAUGGUCAUGAUCUCGUUUACGAACCGGGCUUCUCCGUUGUGUAUAGACAUGGGGGCACAAAUUGAUAAUCAAUUGCCUGGAUAAUGCAUAUCAAUUAGACAGCCCUGUAAAAUACACACUGCCUCCCUGUUUGAGAGACUGGAGACUUGAUUGAUUGACUCUAACAAAUCCCGUUCCGGUCACAGAUAGAACACGUUCGGCACAGGAUAUGGACGCUGAACCUCGUGCAUUACCUACAAAAGUACCAUAAUUACAUAAUUACCUCCAGUUCCUUGGUGUGCUUUUGAGUCUCGCUUUUCUGCAA